Molecule: messenger RNA, 3131 nt
Organism: Bombyx mandarina (wild silkworm)
Lineage: Eukaryota; Metazoa; Arthropoda; Insecta; Lepidoptera; Bombycidae
Gene: Mct1
Product: Monocarboxylate transporter 1
Biological process (GO): monocarboxylic acid transport; transmembrane transport
Molecular function (GO): monocarboxylic acid transmembrane transporter activity
Source: RefSeq, a predicted model, not a curated record
GUAGAUCCGCGCGCGCUCGGACGCUGGCCGAGUUCACUCAGAAUCUUGUGUCGUUUUUUUGUCAUAUCGCAGUGAAAACAAUUUUUAAUGUCGUGCUAAUAAAUCUCAUUACCCACGGAUUGAAACGUACUGUAUCGUACCGUCGAAAUUGAAGAUAUCAGCAAGAAAGGGAAAUGUGCACGGUUUACUGGAAGCUAUCGUUAUCCGACAAAGAAAUGAUAAACCGGAGCUAGCUUUAGUCACAAUGGUCUGUGACCAAAGAUAGCAGACUUUUAAUUUACUUUUUUCUUUUUACUCUUCCAAUUUUCUAUGUGAUAUAUAAAGCUUUAUCACGUAUUAGUGCCUCCAUACAUUCUAAAUAAAAUACAUUUUGUACAUUAACAGAGAAACAUAUCUCCAGACAAUAUAAUUCGAAGAAAAUAAAAUAACAAAAAUAAUUACGCAUUUAGAAAAUAGGCUAUAUUUAAUUAAAAAUCAUUACAACUGCCUUCGGAGUGUGCCAAAAUGUCUCUGAGCGCUUCAAAGAAUUCUAAGAAUGAAAACACUGAGAUAGAAGAUUCGAGAGAAGGCUCUGAAAGUCCCGCGCCACCACCAGACGGGGGAUGGGGAUGGAUGGUCGUCUUCGCCUCAUUCAUGAUCCACAUUGUCACCGAUGGGAUGACAUACUCUUUCGGCGUUUUUUAUACGGAGUUCCUGAUAUAUUUCCAAGAAGGUAGCUACAAGACUGCGUGGAUUGUCUCCAUCCUCGUUGGAGUCACCUUAAGUUCAGGUCCCAUUUCGAGUUCUUUUGUUAACCGCUGGGGAUGUCAACUAGUGACAGUGGCCGGUGCUAUUUUGUCUUCGGUAUGCGUCGUAGCCUCUGCCUUUGCCGGUAAUGUUCUCACGCUCAUCUUCACUAUCGGUGUCGGAGCUGGCUUUGGCUUUGGCCUCAUUUAUCUGCCAGCCAUCGUUAGUGUUACCGUCUGGUUCGAGCGCUAUAGAAGUUUGGCUACAGGUAUUGCCGUAUGUGGAUCAGGUCUUGGAACAUUCCUAUUUGCACCGAUAACGUCAGUAUUGAUCUCAAACUAUGGCUGGAGAGGAGCCAUGGUUAUAAUUGGCGGUUUAAUUCUUAAUUGCAUACCAUUGGGUCUAAUGUUUCGACCAGUACCAGAGAGACCUAGGACACCCGUUACAGAACCUAUGCUACAAAAGCAAAAUAAAUCACCAUUGAAAAAGUCUCAAAGUACGGAACAAAUCGUACGAGCCAACGGAAAAACUGAUAAUGGUGAUGUCGCCAGAUUGACACUAUCGCAGCCCGCUUUAAAUAAACAUCAUGAACCAAAACAGCCACACUCUCGGCACGGAAGCGGAAUAAUGAAUAGACCUGACGUUUUGUAUCAGGGAAGCAUGACGAGUCUUGCCAGAUUUAGGGCUCCUUCGCCCGAAAGAGUUAUUGCUCCGGCGGAAUCGAAGUCAAUCUUAUCAGAAAUGUUAGACUUUUCAUUGUUGGUGGAUCCUAUAUUUAUUUUAUUCGCAAUUUCUAACUUUUUGACCAGUAUUGGAUUCUAUAUACCGUAUGUGUACACGGUGCCGAUGAGUAAAAGCAUGGGCAUAGAGAACCCGGCGUUUCUGAUUUCAAUAAUUGGAGCUUCAAAUUUGAUCGGAAGAAUUAUUCUUGGUUUUAUCAGUGACAAGCCCUGGGUAAAUCGAUUGAUGGCUUACAAUUUGUCAUUAACUAUCGCUGGCAUUAGUACAGCAAUGGCUAUGAUUUGUUGGGAAUUUUGGGGUCUGGCGUUAUAUGCCACUGUAUUUGGAUUUACUAUUGGUGCAUAUGUAGGCCUCACUUCGGUGGUACUAGUCGAUCUACUGGGCCUUGAAAAACUCACAAAUGCUUUUGGGCUACUGCUGUUGUUUCAAGGAGUCGCUUCUUUAAUUGGACCUCCACUAGCAGGUCGGUUGUACGAUGCAACACAGUCCUAUGGUCCAGCAUUUUAUGUAGCAGGAGGAACCAUAUCGCUGAGCGGUUUGAUAUUAUUCUUCAUUCCAAUGAUAAAUAGGCGCCAAAGCAAUAAGCAAUGGGGUCAAGCGACUGCUUUGCAACAGAUAUAGCAGGAUGGACCGAGAGGGAUGAGACGCGAUAAUCCAGUUAUCGUUCUCAACAGUCCCUCUACGCCGUCCUCUACCGGCUCUACAGAGGAUACCUUCAUGCACAGGGUAUACGAGGCAGAGAUAACAGGGAAAAAUCAUACAUUUUAUGUGAACGAGAAUGAAAUUAUCAAAUAUGAAGACUUUACGAUGGAUGAAUGCGAUGAGUGCUGCGACGAAAAUCAUGAAAACCAUUCCAAAGAUUUCGGCAUUGCGUUUUUGUAAAUAAGUAGGAAUAUAGUAUUUAAAAGGUGCAAUAUAAAUUACUUUCUAAAAUAAUUGAUGAUGAUAUGAGAUAUAAAAUUAUGAGAUAUAGUUGUGACACAAAAGAUUUAGAAUCACAAAACAAAGAAAUAGUUUUAUAUAGUAAUGGGUUAACUAUGUGCUUUAUGUUGGGGAUUUUUGAAAAUACGAAGUUGGUAUAAUACCUAAUGAAUACCUCAAUUUAUAAUCUAUGUAAGCUAUAAUUGGGUUAGACUAAUGGAGAUUUAUUGCUGAUAUUCUGUGUAACGCUCCAUAAAACUUAGCCUUAUUGCGGACCAAUCGUGUCUAGAUGUGACUACAUCUUAGUUAAUAAAGCAUUGUUUGCUUUGUGAUCUUAGAAAAAUUGUGUAAUAUAUUAUUAUAAAUUUAAGAAAAACAAUUACUUUCUUCUCUUAAAUUUUUUACGUAUAUUUUCUCAGCAAAUAGCGAUAUCUUCCAUGUUGUGUUCAUGUAGGGAGAUAAUUGUUUCGUAGGACGGAUCUUUAUUUGCCACAGUAACAGUAUAAUAUCUAUCUUUAACAUAUUAUUGUAUACUAUUUGAACAAUCGACUGAAUUAGAUAAAACUAUGUAGGAACGAUUUUUAUGUCUGCAAUUACGCUGAUAUUCUUCGUACAAAUCUUGUCUUUUUAUUACAUUAUUGUUGGCAUUCUUGCGAUCGCAUGUGAUGCGAUUUCACUGAAAUUGAUGUUAAUAUAUAUAGUCACUAUACCUGUCUAUAUAAUUAUAAACAUAUUUAAAAUGA